Messenger RNA from Penicillium atrosanguineum, 936 nucleotides. Its product is annotated as tyrosine-protein phosphatase. The record is from RefSeq and is a predicted model, not a curated record. Gene Ontology annotation, molecular function: phosphoprotein phosphatase activity. The coding region runs from base 1 to 936 and encodes 311 amino acids. Gene Ontology annotation, biological process: dephosphorylation. Lineage: Eukaryota; Fungi; Ascomycota; Eurotiomycetes; Eurotiales; Aspergillaceae. The transcript has 5 exons.
AUGCCGCGUCAGGGAAGCAUCGAUUUAGACUCGGCCGAUCGGCCUUUUGAUAAUAUCAUCAACUUCCGCGAUGUCGGUCGUACCGUCAACCACUUCUGUGGUACUCAGAUUUUGAAAGAGGGCGUGCUCUUCCGCAGUGCCAGGCUUGACGAUGCCUCAGAACGAGAUAAACGCCGACUGGCCGAGGAACUGCACAUCGCGACAGUGAUCGAUCUUCGAUCUCAAACCGAACACCAGAUGGGGACCCGCAAACGCCGCGCCGAAAACGCGGGCGCGAGCGAGGAUCCCGCUGAUAUCGACUUCACGAGAUCCCGCGUGCCCCUGGAUGCAGAUGAACAUCUGCUGCAAAUCCCAGAUUCUCACCGCGCCCUGAUCAGCUUGACGGGCAGGGGUUUCGAACGUGCGUUACUGGCUAAACUCGAUUGGCCCACUUAUCUAAAAGUAAUCGCCUGGGCUGCGACGGGUUAUCGCGCUGAUGCCGUCCGCCUUAUUGGGGAACAGGUUAUGCAGCCGCGAGGUUUAACAGGACUCGCGCAGGAUACCCUAGAUGCCAGCGCUAGCGAAAUUCGCGCUGUCUUUGAGCUCCUUGCGAAGGAGGAGGCGUAUCCGCUUAUCGUGCAUUGUACCCAGGGCAAGGACCGGACUGGUCUGGUCAUUCUGAUGGCGCUUUUGCUUGCGGGUGAGACUGUGCCGGCGACUGCUGUUGCUGAUGAUUAUACCCGGUCGGAGCUGGAGCUUGUCCCCGAGUUUGAGGAGCGUAUGCGCGAAAUCCGUGCCCUGGGUUUGGGUGAAGAAUACACGCGUUGUCCGCCCGGGUUUGUGGACACGACGACCCAGUAUCUGCAGGACAGAUACGGUGGUGUGCGCGGGUAUUUGGCGGGGAUCGGCAUCGAUGCGGCGAUGCAAGAACACAUACGACAGAAACUAUUGAUCUAG